CUGAGCCAUUAGUUCACUGCUCUGCCUUGCAGCAACGGUAUCUUCUUAGCUCGAAUAAAUGACUUGUACGUUUGAUAAACGUUUUGUCCUCUUCAUCACAUUUGUGCUGCUACCAAGCUAUGUUUCAGCAAAAUGCGAAAAAGUGCAGAUUCCAUUUUGUGAAGGGAUUGGCUACAACAUGACCAUCAUGCCAAAUCAUCUGGGCGACGAAACUCAAGCUGAAGCAAAGUCGAAUUCUGCUUUGUUCAACAGUUUGGUUGGGACAAAGUGUUCGUCAGAUUUAACUUUAUUUCUUUGCACAAUGUACGCACCAGUGUGUACUGAAACACGUUUACCGCCAUGUCGAUCUCUGUGUGAGAACUCUCGUAAAGGUUGCGAAGAGAUUAUGAACAUGUUUGGCUAUAAAUGGCCGGAUCGUUUUCAGUGCAACAAGUUCCCAGUAGCCGGCAUGUGUGUGGCACGAAACACGCGCAACUCGAACAAAGCUGCCAGCAAGAAGAAGAAAGUGGGAAAAAAAGGUUCAAGACGCAAGUCUCGACGCAGACGUUGUGCUAAACAAAAUGCAGGAGAAAAAGUUUGUUGUAGGCUUGGAAGAAGAGCUGCCAAGAAAGGAUACUAUUGCAACUGGCUGAAAAAGAACACUGAAAACAAAUCAGAAAAGGCCAUUCGAUUUCGAAAGAACGUCAUCAAAAAAUGCUCCUUGUAUACGUCAUGUUUCCGAUCGUGCUGCGACACCUACCGACGAAAACGACGAAAUAGCAAACGAAAGGCAAAACGUCUAAACAGGAAAAAUUAAAAGAACGCAAUAAAAUCACUUGUAUACUAAUAUACUAUGAUUAAAUUCAUUAUAUUACGAUUUUUGGGGAAUAAAUGUACAGCUUAAAACUUAAUACUGACGUAAUUAUGAUGGACUGAGAUGAAAAUAAAUAUAUUUGUAAACUUGA
Xenia sp. Carnegie-2017 is the source of this 944-nucleotide messenger RNA. Its product is annotated as frizzled-1-like. The record is from RefSeq and is a predicted model, not a curated record. The transcript is spliced from 2 exons. Lineage: Eukaryota; Metazoa; Cnidaria; Anthozoa; Malacalcyonacea; Xeniidae. Gene Ontology annotation, cellular component: plasma membrane. Gene Ontology annotation, biological process: non-canonical Wnt signaling pathway; canonical Wnt signaling pathway. Gene Ontology annotation, molecular function: Wnt-protein binding; Wnt receptor activity. The coding region runs from base 59 to 796 and encodes 245 amino acids.